AUGCACCCAUCCCUCAACAAGGCCUACCGCGACAUAGUCCGCCUCCACGAUCAAGAAACGACUCUGACAACACUAACAGCCGCCCGCAACCUCGGAGUCAACAUCCGCAUCGUCGAACAGCCACAGUCCUUGUCAUCAAUAUCCUCUUCAUCCUUCAAGCAACCGGUCCCCUUCAAUCCGUGCUUCUUCCUCCCUCCUAAAGCUAAAGCACCAGCAAGCUCGACCUCCAAGCCCAGAACAACCCGCAUCCCAGAGCUCAUCCGGGGUAGAAGUGAAAAGCCCAUGCACGAAUGUGUGACCUGUGCUUCGAAAUCCUGCGAGCCGGGUGGAUCUUCGUCGCCUGCAACCUCUACUUCGCCUUUUCUUUCGCGCCAGAGGUGUUUGCAGUCUUCAUCCACCUCGUCGUCUGGUUCUGGUGUGCGUUCGUCCUGUUCUUCCUCCCUUGUGUCGAGGACUUUGGAUGGUGAUGGUGAUUCGCUUUCGUCUUCGUCUUCGUGUUCGGGGAGUAGCGGCGAUGGAAUUGAGAGCGAGGGUGGGCCUAUGGUGAAGACUUUGGCUGAGAUGAAGGGGUUCUCUGUGCCUAAGCUCCCUACUUUAGGGAAGAGGCCAGUCUUAACGGCGAACGGGCCAGUAAUGAAGGGAAAAUACCGGCAAGACCAAGCCGUUGCGCUGCACGAAGACGACAAGUGGAAGAUUAUCCAGGUCCUCGAAGACACCUCAUACACCUGGCCACACGCUAUCAUCGAGAUGAUCGUCAACUCUCGCGGUCUAUUGGACGGGUCAGUUCUGACGGCGUCUGAAGUCAGAGCGAUACUGCGGGUCAUGAAAUUGCGUAUGGAGUUGAGCCAGUAUCAGCACCAUCCGUGUCUUCCGGUGCUUGCCCUUUCAUAUGUUGCAACCGGACACGGACCAAACAUUGAGUAUCGAUCGGGACGAAUCAUCCAGGCACACCAUGAUGGUGAACAGCUGGUGAUUCAGUAUUCGCAGCGGCACGACCUCUACACCGCGCAAGGGGCGCCUGUGUCUCUUGACAAGUUCCUUCGUUACUACUUCAGCGAGCCGGUGAAAACGGGUGCUUUGGGUGGCGAGGAGGAUGUAGGGGAGUCUUGGAAACUGCUGCAGUGGAAUAUGGGAACCAAACGCCGUCGUGACUCGAGCGACGGUGACGAUAUCCCGACAGAUGAGGACAAGGAAGACCGGUCUUUCCGUCGUUGGUUCAGUAAGAGGCUGGUGCUUUAA
This is a messenger RNA of Aspergillus mulundensis, 1239 nucleotides long. RefSeq lists its product as uncharacterized. Bases 1 to 1239 code for a protein of 412 amino acids. The transcript has 3 exons. NCBI's taxonomy places the organism in Eukaryota, Fungi, Ascomycota, Eurotiomycetes, Eurotiales, Aspergillaceae. The record is from RefSeq and is a predicted model, not a curated record.